Molecule: messenger RNA, 1213 nt
Organism: Gryllus bimaculatus (two-spotted cricket)
Lineage: Eukaryota; Metazoa; Arthropoda; Insecta; Orthoptera; Gryllidae
Source: the annotation of a GenBank genome assembly
CGCGAACACGGGAGCUCAAUUAUUAGGCCUUCGUGCCUGCCCCAGGCCUGCCCUGUUCUGCCUACUCCGACCCUGGCCCACUCUCGCCCGCUCACGUCAAGGAACUGGUGCUGUGUGCGGGUGACUUCGUGCAGGAUAUAAGAGAAUGCCGCCUCAGCAAGCUGUUGUUCCUAAGGAAGCUCCAGAAAAGGAUGCUCAACCAGUGGGAAUUAGAGCGGUGUUGCUUGGCCCGCCGGGUUCCGGAAAAGGAACUCAGGCGCCGCUAUUGAAGAAAAAAUUUUGUGUAUGUCAUCUGUCAACUGGAGACAUGUUACGGGCAGAAAUUGGCUCAGGAUCGAAGUUGGGGCAACAGUUAAAGAAGGUUAUGGAUGAAGGGAAGUUAGUAAGUGAUGAGCUUGUGGUGAAUAUGAUAGAUUCUAACCUUGACAAACCAGAAUGUAAAAAUGGCUUUCUUCUUGAUGGAUUUCCUAGGACAAUUCCUCAAGCAGAAAAACUAGAUAAGCUGCUAGACAAAAGAAACUCUGCACUUGAUGCUGUGGUGGAAUUCCACAUAGACGAUUCAUUUUUGGUUCGUCGCAUUACAGGAAGAUUAAUUCAUCCACCCAGCGGAAGGUCUUACCAUGAAGAGUUCCAUCCCCCAAAGGUGCCAAUGAAGGAUGAUUUUACUGGAGAACCUCUGAUUCGUCGUGCUGACGACAAUGUUGAUGCACUGAAAACUCGCUUAGAUGCAUAUCAUAAACAGACCUCUCCUUUGGUGGAUUAUUAUACAAAGAAAGGUGUCCACUAUCGUAUUGAUGCUUCCAAAGCUGCAGCAGAAGUAUUUGAUUCCAUAGAUAAAAUAUUCCUUAAAACGAGUGGUGCAAGGAAUAAAGAUAAAAUUAUGUUUGUUUAGAAAAAACAAAUUGAAGUAGUUCUCAACGAAAUGUAAUGUGUAUUUUUGAAAGUGUAAAAUAAGGGACUGUACGGUACAAUUAAACAAGAGUCUGCUUUUUAAUGGGCGUAUAUGCUCAUUGUUUCCUCUGUUCACUCUGUUCAGAGCUGUUGGGUUGACCUCAGCACUGCUGCCACCAUUGAAGCUGGUAGUGGGGUAAAGCAAGGUUGCCUCUUACUCUGAUGGCAGACGCAUGGUCAUGUGGCAUUCUUGCAUCAGAUCACAACCGCAGCCGCAAGAAAUAAAUUGUAAUGGGAGCAUAACCAAACAAUUAAAGGUGCC